Molecule: messenger RNA, 3239 nt
Organism: Fukomys damarensis (Damara mole-rat)
Lineage: Eukaryota; Metazoa; Chordata; Mammalia; Rodentia; Bathyergidae
Gene: Ndufaf6
Product: NADH:ubiquinone oxidoreductase complex assembly factor 6
Exons: 10
Coding region: 113-883 (256 amino acids)
Biological process (GO): biosynthetic process; mitochondrial respiratory chain complex I assembly
Cellular component (GO): mitochondrion
Source: RefSeq, a predicted model, not a curated record
CUUAACUGCUGUAGCUAUAAUUUUAUAUUCUCGGCACUUACCUGCUAGCAAAGGAGAGAUACAGAAACCAGCAAAACCGAAACGAGAUUAUGAAAGUUAUUUGUGCUCCCUGAUGCUCCCUGCAGAAUCCCGAAGCUCUGCUUUUGCACUGAGGGCCUUCAAUGUGGAACUGGCUCAGGUAAAAGACUCCGUUUCUGAGAAGACAAUUGGACUGAUGCGAAUGCAAUUUUGGAGAAAAACUGUGGAAGAUAUAUACUGUGACAACCCACCACAUCAGCCUGUGGCCACUGAACUAUGGAAGGCUGUCAGAAGACAUAAUUUGACUAAAAGAUGGCUUACGAAAAUCAUUGAUGAACGAGAAAAAAAUUUGGAUGACAAAGCAUAUCGUAAUAUCCAGGAACUUGAAAAUUAUGCUGAAAACACACAGAGCUGUCUUCUGUAUUUAACACUGGAAAUAUUGGGUAUAAAGGAUCUCCACGCAGAUCAUGCUGCCAGUCACAUAGGAAAGGCACAAGGCAUUGUCACUUGCUUGAGAGCAACGCCCUAUCAUGGCAGCAGAAGAAAAGUGUUCCUUCCCAUGGAUAUUUGUAUGCUGCAUGGUGUUUCACAAGAGGACUUUCUAAGGAAGAACCAAGAUAAAAAUGUGAGAGAUGUGAUAUAUGACAUUGCCAGCCAGGCACACUUGCACUUAAAGCAUGCUAGGUCCUUCCACAAAAGUGUUCCUGUGAAAGCAUUUCCUGCCUUUCUUCAAACAGUUUCCCUAGAGGAUUAUUUAAAGAAAAUUCAGCGAGUGGAUUUUGAUAUAUUCCACCCAUCUUUACAGCAGAAGAAUACAUUACUUCCUUUAUCUUUAUAUAUUCAGUCAUGGAGGAAAAGAUAUUAAAAUAACUGCCUGAUUCAACCUGAGAGCUCUUCAAAGGCAAGACGAUAUUGUUUCAUUCACCAGAUCAUCCCUCGGUGCCCAGAGCAAGCUUCUGAUGUAGAGCAAGUAGAAAUCAAUCAGUGUUUAAUUGAGCAAAUGUGCAAUGUGGUUGUGCAUAUCAGCAUACUUUUAGUUGAUGUUGAUGCUGAAAGAACAUCCUCUUGUUCAGUUCUGGGGCUUUAGAGAGCCUUGUAACUUAUCUUCAAAGGCACGUGCAAGGAAAUGGGACAUGUUUCCUCUUGAGAGUCUAAGUGGCCUAGGGUUGGAGAGUUCAUUUGAGAGAGUCUUUGUUAGCAUUAUCUGCUGGUCUUCCCAGGUUAAAUUGAGCAAUAAUCAGCUGCUAAAUAUCUUGGCUCCUAUCUCAGGGUCUUAAAACAGAAGGGUUCUAAAACACUCAGCUGGAUUACUGGAUUCUUUACUGGCUCAGAAGCCAACUUAAUAUUAAGUAGGUAAUUUCAGAAUACUUUCUAAGCCAUUUUAGAUUCGAUGGCAUAGAGAUUUGUAUGAACUAAAUUUACCAAUCUCCUAGAAAAAAAAAAUGAAGUAGUAGGGGCAUUUACCAACCUAUUAAUUUCCUGGCAUAAAAUACUCCCUAAGAUGGUGCCAACAUUCUUUUUUAUUUUUAAAUCUCUAGGUUUUUAUUAGUAUUUUAAAGGCAUCAGGUAAAAUUUUCAAAUAUUUAGAUGCAUCUUGUUACUGAAUAGGUAGAGAGCAACCAGUAACAAAUAUUAAGUACAAAAUACAGGUCAGUCUACAUGUAGGUAAAGUUGCCUAUCACUGAGAAAGAAGUUACGGAGUGUUUGUUUGCUUUUUGGUGCAUGCUCACAAGCACACUAACAGUGAGUUACAUCCCCCCAGCUACCACCAUUCCCCUUUUUGGCAUUUUUUAGUAGUAUAUACUUGUGACACAUAAUAAUUACAUGCAUCAUGGACCUAACCGUUUUAAAUUUUAUUUUGAGACAAGUUCUCACUAAGUUGCCCAGGUUAGCAUUGAACUUGCUAUCCUGCUGCCUCAUCCUCUCCAGUAGUGGGGAUUACAGGGAUAUGCUACCAUGCCUGGCAUGGGCAGUUCUUCAUCAUUGGCAGCAUUCUUUGUCUCUUUUUGUUUAAGCCUUUCUUUUAGAUGAAAUUAAAUAAUUGUUGAGAAAUGUAAUAGUAGAUAACACCUACUGAACGUGAGCUUGGACAGGUGGUGUAAUUUGCAUUUCUGUGUUUUUUUCCUUGCAGUGAAGUAAGUCUUUAUCUUCCAACUGAUGAAACUAUCUCAGAGAUACUAAGUUCAAGGUCACACAGCACUAGUACUGGAGCUGCAGGCCAAAGCCCAUUAUUUUUACCAUUCUUGAGACUUGUAAUAUAAAGUGCCAAGUGUAAAAGCUCAAGGGCAUGACUUUUUUCACAAAUAAAUAUUACUGCAUAAAUUUCAGGUAUAGAUUAGGUUAAAAAGUAAUUACUACAUAAAUUCCAAGUACAAAUUAGAUGAGAGAGAAAUAGGAGGUUGAAAAGGGUCUCGAGUGUUGGCUACUGAGUGUAUACAAGGCACUUACCUGCCUUGGCAGUCAGAGAAGGUUUCCCAGAGGAGGCAGCUUGUGAAUGCAUCAGGAAAGUUGGGUAGGAGCCUGGGCUUGGAGAGUGUGGGCUUUCUUGUGGGGAGGUCCUGGCCAAAGGAGCAGGAUAUACAAAGAACAGAAUGUAACCUCCAGCGUUCUAAAGAAAGCUUGUGAAUAAAAAGUGGCCACAUCCUCUGGUCUAGUGAAACCACUUUGAAUUAAGAUCAAAGACUGGGGAGUUUGUAUUUUGCCCAUUUCAGCGAAUCCUUAUGUGCCCUUGCUUGCGUUUGUUUUAGGUGGUACAAAUUGGAUCUCUGUGAAGAGGCUGACCUAAUUGCUUCCACAGAAAGAUCCACAGAGUUGUAAACAUUAUGCAGAUGGUUAUUGAAAAUAAAGUGAAACAAAAUAUUAUCCUACUGUUUCUUUCUGUAAGGAGAACAGAGCAAGAAACCACAUACACCCAGAGCUGAGGAGGCUACUGGAAAUGGGUCAGAAGGAGGGAAGAGCAGACGAGGGCUGAAUACAUUAAAAUAAUGUGGACACUCUAUCUGCUUUCUCCUUUAGGGAAUGUGCAUUUCUUGGAUAACUGUAAAAUUAUAUCUGAAAAAUUGAGACCCUUCAUGAGCUGGGGAUUUAGCUCAGUGGCAAUGUCCCUGCCUUACAAGCACAAGGUCCUGAGUUUGAUCCCUGGUACAAAAAAAAAAAGACCCUUCAAGUGAGAAAAGUGGUGGUAGAUGGGGAAUAUGACUAUAUUUAUAGAACAGUGAAUA